GAUUCUGGAUUAUAUCGGGACUCCGCACCGAUUCACACGUUCACCCGUUUUUUCACUGUUCGUAUCACGGUGUACGGUGUCUCGCAUUUUCGUUAGUUAAACCGGCACCGAGUUAAUCUUUCCCAGUAUAAAUAGUCAUCGCCAAAGAAACGAAAAAGCAAACUGGUCUCCCGUUCGUCCAGUGGAUCGGCCAGCUUCUUAUAUUAUACAUCCGCAAGUCGUGAAAAUAUCACUGCAUAUUGUGUAUUCGCGUGGGUAAAAUCGCCGAGGUUCCAUACAACGAGAAUCCGCCAAGUUGCGUGAAAAAGAGAAGAGCUUGGAACCACUCCGGACAGCUAACGUGACAAAGUUGGAAAGGACAGAAUGGCCGCCGUCGAGUAUUAUCAGAACGAGAAUAACGAGGAAGAGGAAACGACGCCGCCGACGACGAUGAUACCCGGUGGUGGAGGUGGUCUCGGUUCGAACGCGGUCGGCGGCGUUGGCCAACACCAGCAAGGUCAACAGGCGACCGCCGGUAUACCGGGACGUGAUGACGAACGAAAGCUUUUCGUUGGCGGCCUGUCGCGUCACACGACCGACAAGGAGCUCCGCGAUCAUUUCGGUAAGUUCGGCGAGAUUGAGAGCAUAUCUGUGAAGAUAGAUCCGUAUACCGGUGUAUCACGUGGCUUCGCAUUCAUGGUUUUCACCAAUCCCAAGACAAUUGACAAACUUCUUACAUCCGGUGAACACUACAUCAACAAGCGAAAGGUUGACCCUAAGCGGGUCAGCAAAAAAGCACAGCAUGGCAAGAUAUUUGUUGGUGGUCUUACCCCAGAAAUUACAGACGAUGACAUAAAGACUUAUUUCGGUCAAUACGGUACAAUCGUCGAACUUCAGGCACCUUUCGACAAGCUUAAGAACCAGCGCAAGGGUUUCUGCUUUGUGACAUUUGACUCGCGGGAAGUUGUUUAUAAAUUACUGAAAACACCCAAGCAGAUAAUUAAUGGAAAGGAGGUAGAUGUAAAAAAAGUCAAGGUCAACCCGGAAGCCAGCCGUCAAGGGUUUUGGGGUAAUCAGGGAUACGGCUAUUACGGGGGUGGUUAUGGUUACAUACCAGAAUACGCCAAUGGAUACCAGGGUGGAUAUGACGAUUCCUACGCCGCCUAUGACUACACUGGUUACGAGGGCUAUGAGAAUGCUGGGUAUUCGACACAGGCUAAGCCACGAGGCAACGGGCAGGGGCCGCGCCAGUUCCAGAGACACCAGCCUUAUUAGGCAUAAGAGGCAACGUGCGAGAAGUCAGCCGAACUGCGGGGCAAAGGCGACAUCAAAUGCCCUAUAAAUAUUAAUCGAUAUAAGAGUAUACUCUCGACAGUGAGCAGGGUUGGAUUGUUUUUUUCCAAAGAGACGGAUGCAAUGGUUCUAUUCUCCUUUAGGAGAACCUUGCCAACUUCUUUUUCAUCCCUCGCCACAUACCCAUCCUUGUUCCUAUGCAACGGACAGCGUCUACUUCUAUACCCGAUUGAUCCACCUAGAGGAACUAAUUAUCACCAAGUUCUUUUCAUUCACCUAAUUAUUAAAUUAGCCAGGCUGUACUAUCAAACAUAACGACCGUAAAUUCUGUGUAAAAGAGCACAGUGUAUAAUUUCUUAAGGUAUAAUUUGAUUCAAUUUGGAAAAAGAAACCAAGUGAGUUAAAAUCGUUUUCAAUCAACUAACACUAAAUCAAUGCCAUGGCAAAAGCGCAAGAACCACAUGUUGAUGUCACUUUGCUCGUGCCCUUGAAACUUUCCAUCUGAGAAUAUAAAACUACCUAUUGAAGGCCAAAUCAACCCCUCGAAAGCAUAGUUUUUAACUCGUCGAAUGAAUAAUAUUCACCGAAAAAUCAGUCAAGCACUGCAGGGUAACUUGUAUAAUUAGUUUACGUAACUUAGGUGCUACGGUGGAAAAUUGAAAUGUUUCGAAAGAAAUAUGUUUAUAUAUGAUAUCAAAAUUUAUGUAAAAA
Molecule: messenger RNA, 1983 nt
Organism: Diprion similis
Lineage: Eukaryota; Metazoa; Arthropoda; Insecta; Hymenoptera; Diprionidae
Product: RNA-binding protein squid-like
Exons: 1
Coding region: 364-1254 (296 amino acids)
Biological process (GO): regulation of gene expression
Cellular component (GO): nucleoplasm
Molecular function (GO): RNA binding
Source: RefSeq, a predicted model, not a curated record